Messenger RNA from Gasterosteus aculeatus aculeatus (three-spined stickleback), 4109 nucleotides. RefSeq names its product zinc finger Y-chromosomal protein 1. The record is from RefSeq and is a predicted model, not a curated record. Gene Ontology annotation, molecular function: metal ion binding; DNA-binding transcription factor activity, RNA polymerase II-specific; RNA polymerase II cis-regulatory region sequence-specific DNA binding. NCBI's taxonomy places the organism in Eukaryota, Metazoa, Chordata, Actinopteri, Perciformes, Gasterosteidae. Gene Ontology annotation, biological process: regulation of transcription by RNA polymerase II. Gene Ontology annotation, cellular component: nucleus.
GUUAUUAGCUACACGAACCUCCGGGCAUGAACUAAUUAAAAUGAACACUACAGUGCACGUUUCGACGAACCCCGUCUGAACAGCCGUGCUCAGAUUAUGGCCUGUUUGCUGCCUGCCGGUGUGAUUUCCACCACAACCCUUCCGCAUUUUCCUGCUGCUAUCGGGCUGUGACGUGUCGUGCUGACGGCGGCCUCGGAGCUGGAGGAGCGGGGGGCUGUAGCAUGACAAGAUCUGGCUCCAGACGCCCUGCUUGGCUUUCACCGGAGCUCCAGAAACAACCCGUAACCCCUCCUUCUCCGCCUCUCUCCGGCCCGCCCAAAUAACACAAAAUUCCCGACUGAAUCCUGCCCGAGUCUGGGGGAACCAGGCGGCCCGGGAAGCCGAGGUUGCGGACGGAGGCCAUCCCUGCAGCAUACAUCUGCUGUUUAGUAACAAAUGCAGUGCGAGGACAAUGGAUGAGGAUGUCACCAGGCUUACAAUACAUUCUGAAGAGCCUAAAAUAAUACUACACGGAUUGGAUGAGGGUGGUGCCGGCGGGCAGGAGUUUGUUGUGGAGCUUCAAGAGACUGUGUUGGUGUCCGAAGGAGAGGGGGAAGGCAUGGCCGUCCACAGGUUUGCCCCAGACGAGCUAGUCAUCCAGGAUGCUGUAGAGGACGUGGUCUCUGAGUAUGUGCACUGCGAUGAAGACGAAGACGUCGCAGUCGAAACCUGCGUGAUGGCUCUUGACGGGGAUGAGGAAGGUGUUGCCAUGGGAGACAUUCCUGAUGAUGGGCUGGACCCAGAGCAGCAGGAGGACGACCAAGAUGGGUGUGGAGAUUAUCUAAUGAUAUCCUUGGACGAAGCGGGAAAAAUGGUAUCGGAGGAUGGAACGGAGGUAACAGUGGAGGGAGCUGUAGAGGACCAAGAGGUUGAGAAGGAUGAGGAUGGCCAGGAAGUGAUAAAGGUUUACAUCUUCAAGGCUGAUUCUGGGGAGGAUGACAUGGGAGAAUCGGUCGACGUCAGCGACGGUGACGCGGAGAGCGUGGCGCUGACCGAGUCUUCGGGCCAGACGCUCCGAGAAAAGAUGGUCUACAUGUCUGUGGGGGACUCUCAUCACAACCAAGGAAACCAUGGUGGGUCCAAGGUGACUGAUGAGGUUUAUAUGGAGGUGGUGGUAGGAGGCGAAGAGCCAGUAACUCACGACCGCUCGUAUGACAGCGUGUCUCUAAGCAAGGACUUCAUGCCUGUGGCCUGGGCAGCUGCUUAUGGUGCAGAGGACAGCGAGAGCUGUGAAAACCGAAACGGUGCAGCCAGCGCACUGCUGCACAUCGACGAGUCUGACGGGGUGGACGAAGUGAGCAGACAGCGCAACAAGACCAAGAGGCGGUCGGAGCCUCGCCAGGUACAGACAGCCAUCAUCAUCGGCCCCUACGGUCAGCCUCUGACCGUUUACCCCUGCAUGCUCUGUGGUAAAAAGUUCAAGUCACGAGGCUUCCUGAAACGCCACACCAAGAAUCACCACCAGGAGGUUCUGACCAGGAAAAAGUACCAAUGUACGGACUGCGACUUCACCACUAACAAGAAAGCCAGCCUCCACAACCACAUGGAGGUGCACGCUCUGAGCAGCAAGGCCCCCUUCGAGUGUGAAAUGUGCGGCAAGGAGUUCCACCAGCAGGCGGCGUUGUUUUCUCACCGACUGCAGCACCACCAUCGAGAGCCCAAGGGCCAGCAGCCGCCUGGGACGCCCAACAAGAUGCACAAAUGCAAGUUCUGUGACUAUGAAACGGCCGAGCAGGGGCUCCUCAAUCGCCACCUGCUGGCGGUCCACAGUAAAAGCUUCCCCCACAUCUGCGUGGAAUGCGGAAAAGGCUUCCGCCAUCCCUCGGAGUUGAAGAAACACAUGCGCACGCACACGGGCGAGAAGCCCUACUCCUGCCUUUACUGCGACUACAAGUCGGCCGACUCCUCUAAUCUCAAGACUCACAUCAAGACGAAGCAUAGCAAAGAGAUGCCGUACAAAUGCGAGCGCUGUUUCCAGACCUUCGCCGAGGAGGAGGAGCUGAUGCAGCACGGACUUACGCACGAGGAGAAUAAGACCCACCUUUGUGCCCACUGUGACCACAAGAGCUCCAACUCCAGUGACCUGAAGCGCCAUAUCAUCUCCGUUCACACCAAGGACUACCCACACAAAUGUGCCAUCUGUGGUAAAGGCUUCCACCGGCCGUCCGAGCUGAAGAAGCACUCGGUGUCCCACCGCACCAAGAAACUCCACCAGUGCCGCCACUGCAACUUCAAAAUUGCCGACCCGUUUAUUCUCAGUCGCCAUAUCUUGUCGGUCCACACAAAGGAGCCACAGGCCUCUCCCGAGAAGAGUGAGCCAAAGAGGACAGAGACGCACACUCCCGCCGCGACGCCCAAGAAGUCCACGCCGAGCUCGUCCAGCGCCGCAGCUGCCGCCGCCGCCGCCACCGCUGCCGGCCCGGCCGGCAGGGUGAGCGCGGCCAGCUUGGCCAGCAGUGUGACCGUGGUCAUCGGCAAGGGACACAAAGAGAGGCGAAUAUACCAGUGUCAGUACUGCGACUACAGCACCGGGGACGCGUCGGGGUUCAAGCGGCACGUGAUUUCCAUUCACACUAAAGACUACCCGCACCGCUGCGAGAUCUGUUCGAAGGGCUUCCGGCGUCCCUCGGAGAAGAACCAGCACAUCCUGCGCCACCACAAAGACGGGGGGCAGGCGGAGUGACUCUGACUGGGCCAAAUACUGUGCCACACACACACACACUCAAGGACAAAAGUAACCAUCGCACCCCAAUCUCUGCACCCUCAGCACGGCACAGCGCGCGCUGCACUUAUAGUCCGUUCUGUUGUUUCUGCUCUUCUUUUGAUCCUCAGCCCAAUGUUUGUUCAGAAAUGUAUACACGUGUACAUAACCGAGACGGCAACAGGACCCUUCUGUAUGUAGACUUGCACCUUUAGCUGCAUGUCCCUUUGCUGGUGACAGUGUGCAUGGCAGAUUGUUCAGAUGUCUCUUUGUAGAUAUACAGUUUUUUUGUUGUUUUUUUGCAGGCAACAAUCAGUUGUCAAUCACUACGGUCCUAAUUAUUUGUCUCAAAACUGAAGUGUUAUUUGCAAAACAUUUUGCAUUGUUUUGGUUAAAAUGUACUUAAAUCGAAUUAGCACCCUGUUCCCAGUAGCACUUGCCGUCGAUGAGCGCAUCGAGUCGCGUGUGUAUGUGUGAUACGUGCGCGAAUGAACGAGAGCGGAAGCGUGAAUGUCGAACCAACAUCUGUAGUGCUUCCUGGUGCUCCAACCCCACCACUUUUCGUUGUGUUGUUGAAAACACAAGGCUGGCCGCCGCAGAGGAAGGUACCGCUCUGUGCGCGACGGUGAAACCGUGCAUGCGUCACAGCAGCGAACACUUGUAUCACGAUGCUCAGCGCUUGGUUAUCACAUAGCUGAUAUUUCAGUUUGAAGUCCGUAUGGGCACUGUAAGCCGGACGGAACAAGCACAGGCGAAGCCCUGACUCGAUGCCUGUAGAGGGAAAUCUCAUCAAUUUGAAAAACUUUGUUUUCGCAAUUCGUGCUGAAAACAAGUGGUUUCUGUGUCCAUCAACAAACAUGUUCCUCAUAUGAACUGGCAGGAUAUCUAAAACCUCCACAAACGUCAGCAUAAUAAAAGGCUGGGUUUAAAUAAAAAAAGAAAAAUAAAAGUUCACAUCAGUUUCCCAAUUCAACUCUGGCCUGAAUAGGAAUCUCCCAGCGUAACUGGUGCUGCUGGUAUGAAACCAUGAUUGAACUCCAUUUGGCCCUCCGAUGUAGAAAGGGAAAAUGUUUCUUUCUAGAUGCAACUUCAGAAGACAGGUGCUGGUGAUGUACUUGUACUUUGGCUUUUUACAUUUUUGUUAUCACCUGUGAUUUAUUCCUGUUUUUAUAUUUAUUUCAUUUACAAGUUGUUGUAUAGUUAAGUGUAACUAGACUUCUAUGGGACGUAAAUUAUUGUUUUGUAUACAAAUCUGUACAAAGCGUGUAGAUGUAAACACUUGAUAAAAUGGAAAUCUGAACUGUGUUGUUAUGGAUGUACUUCAACGUAUUUGUUAAAAAAAGAUAAUAAAAGCAAAGUAUUUUAACCA